UUGGUCUCCGAGAUUAAUGUUCUGAACACCAGUCUUCCACCCAACAUCUUCGUCCGACAUGGAGAAUCCCGAUUGGAUGUGAUGAAGUGCGUCAUCAUCGGCCCUGGAGAUACUCCGUAUGAGAAUGGGAUCUUUGAAUUCGACAUCUUCUGUCCCGCGGAGUAUCCGAACGUGCCACCGUUAGUCUCCUUCAAAGGAACAGGAGGUGGAGUACAUGGGAUCAACCCGAACCUUUACGCUGACGGCAAAGUCUGCCUGUCCCUAUUGGGCACCUGGUCGGGAGAGCCUUGGAAGCCGGGGGAAUCGACACUUCUUCAGGUUCUAGUCUCCCUCCAGGCUAUGGUGUUUUGUGAACAGCCAUGGUACAAUGAACCAGGCAGAGAACGCAGCUAUGGCCGCGGCCACGCCAACAGUGCCUCUGAGGCCUACAAUGGCAGGCUUCGCGAGCUGACUGUUCGACUAGCAAUG
Macroventuria anomochaeta is the source of this 468-nucleotide messenger RNA. Its product is annotated as UBC-like protein. The record is from RefSeq and is a predicted model, not a curated record. Gene Ontology annotation, molecular function: ubiquitin conjugating enzyme activity. Lineage: Eukaryota; Fungi; Ascomycota; Dothideomycetes; Pleosporales; Didymellaceae. The transcript has a single exon. The annotation marks the transcript as partial.